ACGUGCGCUAUUUCUUCGUGGUUUGAACCAUCGAGGAGCUGGCGAAGUUGGUUCGAAGCAUCAACGAGGAAGAGGAAGAAGAAUAAAUUUGGAACAAGUCAAACAGGAUGAAGGGGGUCGGCGUUUGCCUGUUGGUCUCGUUGAUGCUUGUCUUGCUGGCGAUCAAAGAUACAGAGAGCAAAAAGAUGAACCUCGACGAACUGAAGAAAUCCAUCAAGAACUUGAGGAAGCCUUGCAGCAAGAAGAACAACACCCCUAAAGAGCUUCUAGACGGCCAACAUAACGGUGAAUUCCCAAAAGACGAGAAGUUGAUGUGCUAUAUGAAAUGCGUUCUGACACAAACUAAAGCUAUGAAAGGCGACGAAAUUAUGUGGGAUUUCUUCGUGAAGAAUGCUCGUGUUAUGAUCCUCGACGAAUAUUUUCCACGCAUUACACAUUUAGUUGAAACGUGUAAAAACGCAGUGACGGCUACGGACGGGUGCGAAGCUGCAUGGCAAUUUAGCACAUGCACCUAUGCAACAGAUUCGGAGCUUUAUAUAAUACCGUGAACAACUCGUUAAUGACGGACUCACAAGAUCAUCGAAGAACCAAGAGAAAUUUCCAAUCGCAAACACCUCGGCAUCGUCAUCUCCGUCAUCGUCGUCGUCGUCGUCGUCGUAGUAGUCGAAAAGUAGCAGUGUGUAGACAUAGCCGAAAAAAACCACAAUGCAGAAGGGUUUAAACUAUCCAAGUCUUAUUCUAUAAUCGAUCAUCGAUCAAUGAUAUCGUGGGUCUGGGAGCGUACCGAUGAUACGUCAGCUAUUUGUCUAGAAAAAUUAACUUUCGAAGUUGACCGAGUUCUCGAACGAUACGAUUCGAUAACUUAAGAAAAUGUUAUUGUACGUCAAAUAAUAUUUAAUUCUUAUAUUAUAAAACCGUUGUUUCCUCUGUCUUUGACAUUACGUUAAUUAUCGAUAAAGAUAUUCCCCGAAAUGAAUAUUUUCCGAAAAAAUAUAACUAUGCUCGAUAAAAUAAUAAAAACUAGAUGACAAUAA
Messenger RNA from Bombus pyrosoma, 1034 nucleotides. It is a transcript of the gene Obp6, whose product is annotated as general odorant-binding protein 19a-like. Bases 108 to 548 code for a protein of 146 amino acids. Lineage: Eukaryota; Metazoa; Arthropoda; Insecta; Hymenoptera; Apidae. The transcript is spliced from 6 exons. Gene Ontology annotation, molecular function: odorant binding. The record is from RefSeq and is a predicted model, not a curated record.